GAAAGUCCUGGAGUUCUACUCACUGAAUGAAGAUUCUGAAACAAUGACAGCCUAGCAGAAAAUAUCUCCAAUCAAGCAAACAUGGGAACUCAACAUGUUCUCUCAUUUCACACUAAUGGGAUGUGAGCCUGGAAGCAUAAUUGGAAUCCCAUGAAUACUAACAUUAUACAUAGGAAUUUCUCUUUAAGAAUGAUGAAAAUAAAAAACCCAAGCACAGCAGGUAAAAGUACUUUGGAGCACUGUGCUAGUGUAUUGAGAGUAGGAAAGUAAAACAGGCCACACUUCUUUGCCAAAGCCAAUCAAAGGACAAAAACAAGGCACAGUGUCUGCUCCACAGAUAGCUGUCUCCUCAUCUUGCUCUGUGCCUUUAACUACAAAACAAGAGAGGACAGAAGUAGGAAGUGUGGGAGAUGCUCCUGGGCCAGGGGCCUUCAAGAGGCUGAGGAGAAGGAGGAGGUGGAAGAAGCUGCCAAGAAAAGUCACAGUUGAGGAAACAAAUUAGGUGUGACAUUGGGAACCUGUCAUGCCAUUUGGAAGGAAAGAAGAAUGUGCCAGCAGAAAGAAAUUCAAGUGGAUCCACAUUUCUGUACCCAAAAAGAAGUUUGAAUCCACACCAGGUUUCAUUAGGGCUUGUAAACAAUGGAAAAAUAUGGUAUCAAGUUUUCGAGUUUCUGAACUACAAGUGUUGUUGGGCUUUGCUGGACGUAAUAAAAGUGGGCGCAAACAUGACCUCCUGAUGAGGGCACUGCAUUUAUUGAAGAGUGGCUGCAGCCCAGCAGUUCAAAUUAAAAUCCGAGAGCUUUAUAGGCGUCGGUACCCAAGGACUAUUGAAAGUCUGUCUGACUUGUCACCUAUAAAACCUUCAGUUUUCAAUUUGGAUAGUAGCUCCUCUCCUGUGGAACCUGACUUGACUGUUGCUGGAAUCCACCCACUACCUUCUACUUCAGUCACUCCUCAAUCCCCUUCAUCGCCUGUUGGUUCUGUGCUGCUUCAAGACACUAAGCCUCACUUUGAGAUGCAGCAACCAUCACCUCCAAUUCCACCUGUCCAUCCUGAUGUUCAGCUAAAAAGCCUCCCAUUUUAUGAUGUGCUUGAUGUUCUCAUUAAACCUACAAGUUUAGUACAGAGCAGUAUUCAGAGGUUCCAAGAGAAGUUUUUUAUCUUUGCUUUAACACCUCAGCAAGUCAGAGAAAUCUGCAUUUCCAGGGACUUCUUGCCAGGGGGCAGGAGGGAUUACACAGUCCAAGUUCAGCUAAGGUUAUGCCUAGCAGAGACUAGCUGCUCUCAAGAAGAUAACUAUCCCAAUAGUUUGUGCAUUAAAGUAAAUGGGAAGUUAUUUCCAUUGCCGGGAUAUGCACCACCACCAAAAAAUGGGAUUGAGCAGAAGCGACCCGGCCGCCCAUUGAAUAUUACAUCUCUAGUUAGAUUAUCCUCAGCAGUGCCAAACCAGAUCUCCAUUUCUUGGGCAUCUGAAAUUGGAAAGAAUUACUCCAUGUCUGUAUAUCUCGUUCGGCAGCUUACUUCAGCCAUGCUUUUGCAGAGGUUAAAAAUGAAAGGUAUCAGAAACCCAGACCAUUCCAGAGCACUAAUUAAAGAAAAGCUGACCGCUGAUCCUGAUAGCGAAAUUGCCACAACCAGUUUGCGGGUGUCUCUGAUGUGUCCUCUGGGAAAAAUGAGACUGACAAUCCCAUGCCGUGCUGUUACCUGCACACAUCUGCAAUGUUUUGAUGCUGCUCUUUAUCUACAAAUGAAUGAAAAGAAGCCAACCUGGAUUUGUCCUGUCUGUGACAAAAAGGCAGCUUAUGAGAGUCUAAUAUUAGAUGGGCUCUUUAUGGAAAUCCUUAAUGAAUGUUCAGAUGUGGAUGAGAUUAAAUUCCAAGAGGAUGGUUCUUGGUGUCCUAUGAGGCCUAAGAAGGAAGCUCUGAAAGUGUCCAGUCCUCAGUGUACCAAAAUAGAAAGUUCCAGUGUUGUCAGCAAACCAUGUUCUGUGACAGUGGCCAAUGAGGUAAACAAGAAGAAAGUAGAUGUUAUCGACUUGACAAGAGAAAGCUCUUCCGAUGAAGAGGAAGAUCCUCCUGCCAAAAGGAAAUGCAUAUUUAUGUCUGAAACACAAGGAAGCCCAACCAAAGGGGUUCUCAUGUAUCAGCCAUCUACUGUAAGAGUGCCCAGUGUGACAACGGUUGAUCCUGCUGCUAUUCCUCCUUCAUUAACAGACUACUCAGUACCAUUCCACCACUCUCAAAUAUCCAGUAUGUCGUCAGACUUGCCAGGUUUGGAUUUUCUUUCACUAAUCCCAGUUGAUCCACAGCAGUACUGUCCUCCCAUGUUUUUGGAUAGUCUCACUUCAACCUUAACAAGCAGCACCCCUGGCAAUAUCAUCACAUCUACCAGCCACCAAGAGAGCAGCACUCACGUUAGUUCUUCAAGCAGGAGUGAGACAGGAGUCAUAACCAGCAGUGGGAGCAGCAUUCCUGACAUCAUCUCAUUGGACUGAAACACUGGCAGCAAAAAAACUCUAGGAGUAAUUGCACAAAGCUGCUUGUCAUGACUGGAGAAGGAACUGCAGUGUCUUGGAAGCUAUUUUGAUAUUUAUUAAAAAGACAGAUUGAUUCUGUUGCCUUCUGAAAGUCAAGUAAAACUACAUCUACAGUAGGAACUGAAAUGAUUAGGACCUUUUUUUUUUUCUUGGUCAAAAUAUUUGGAGUGUAAAAGACAGUCAGAACAAAUGUACCAUUUGGCUUGUUCUGGGGAAACUGACUUUGUUUUGUUGUUGGAUGGACUCCUACACAGCAAUAAUGUAAAAAACAAACUUUUUUUUUUUAAAUAAAAAAGGCACUUAACCACUCUAGAAUGAAAACAGCAUAUGUUUAUCCUGGAUACAAGAAAAAGGUGCAGAAGUCUGCAGUGUUGAAUUCUUUCACUGCAGCCUGUAAUAAACUUCAUUUACAAUAAUGA
Molecule: messenger RNA, 2955 nt
Organism: Mauremys reevesii (Reeves's turtle)
Lineage: Eukaryota; Metazoa; Chordata; Testudines; Geoemydidae
Gene: PIAS2
Product: protein inhibitor of activated STAT 2
Exons: 18
Coding region: 524-2494 (656 amino acids)
Biological process (GO): protein sumoylation; regulation of transcription by RNA polymerase II
Molecular function (GO): SUMO ligase activity; transcription coregulator activity; zinc ion binding
Source: RefSeq, a predicted model, not a curated record